CAUGUGCACCAUGUCCCGUGAUCGUAGGCCUACGUACUGUACGUGUGGGUGCACGCAAUCUUUACCAAUUUCACAUGUUCUACCUGAUUUAGUGAAUAUCGCUUCCCAUCUUUAAUAUAUUAAAUUUGCACAUCGAAUCAGUUUCACUAAAUUCACAUCAGUAUGGCAAGCCAGCGCAAGGUCGGUGGAAUGAACGAACCACGGAAAGCAGAUGACGAAGUUCAGGGGUAUGCUGAUCAGGUGAAAUCCAAAGUGGAGGAGGCUGUUGGCAGAAAACUGGACAGAUAUGAAGCAAAGCUCUACACCACCCAGCUUGUAAAUGGUAUCAACUAUUUUGUUAAGAUCGAUACUGGUGAUGGCAAGUUUGUGCAUGUUAGGCUGCAUAAGACGUUCCAGGGAGACAUCACAUUCCACAGUUGCCAAGAUUCAAAGAGUGAAAAUGAUGCACUGGAGUACUUUUAAAUAUUAAAUUUGACAUAUACAGGAGAAAACACAAAGUUUCUUAACUUCAAAAUGAUCACCGUUUUCGUUUUUUGAGCCAAAGGCCGAUAGACAGAUCUGGGCUGUAGAUUCUUAAAUGAUUGCUGCUUCCUAUCAAUCCAUGAAAAUCUGCUUAUUUGCUACUCUCUUUUUCAUUGUUUUUCUAAAAUCUUCCAAAUCAUUCAACUUUGCUAAAGUUUGGUCAGUUGCAGAUGUGGACCAAAAAGGUGUUGGGGCAGGCUCCAGGGACCUCAAAUACCACUAAAUUUUAGGAAAAUUUGUAAUAUUCAAACAAGUAAUAUGAGUUGACUUAUAUAGUUGAGUAUCAUCAUGCAUGGUGUAUUAAGCAUGUAAAAUACCAUUGUGAAUAUUAAAACGGAAAUCAAGCUGAAUAAUAUAAAAUGUAUUACAUGUAGUUUAUCUUUUUUAUGGAAAUAAAAUUUUUCUGAUAAAUAUCUUGUCAUAUUUUUGAAUGGUCGAUGCAACUUCACAACGUUGGAGUCUUUGUUACCAAACAUACAUUUUAAGUGAAGAAAUUAUAUGUACUCUGAAUGAUUUUGACUCCAAAACAGCCAAGUCCAGUCUGUACCACAUACAGUAAAUACGGGUGUGUGUAGUGCCUUUAAUAAUACAUUGAAAUUUUUUCUAAAUAUGUAACUUGAAGAAAAUGACUUGGCGCUGACAUUCUGAAAUUUAUUCACAGUCUGCCAAUAAAAAUGUUUAUAACUGUUUGAUACCA
Molecule: messenger RNA, 1219 nt
Organism: Acanthaster planci (crown-of-thorns starfish)
Lineage: Eukaryota; Metazoa; Echinodermata; Asteroidea; Valvatida; Acanthasteridae
Product: cystatin-A-like
Cellular component (GO): cytosol
Molecular function (GO): cysteine-type endopeptidase inhibitor activity
Source: RefSeq, a predicted model, not a curated record